UCGUAGCUAGUAUUAUUAUGAAUGUUAUGUGAUUUCAUUUUGAUUUUCAUAUACUUUUAUUGCGAUUGGUUUAUUGAUGGCGGGAACGAAAAUAUGUAUAAAUAAAUUAUCACCGCCUUUAGUUUCCGAGAUAUUUAGAAACUAUAAGGCUAUGUGGAUCAUAAACAAUCAUAUAAAAUUAUUCUCCACCCAUAAUGUGAACGAAAUUUUUCUGCGUGAUAUUGAAAAGAACAUUUUACUAAGGAAGCAUACAAAUAAUGUACCAGUUAUUAAAACUCUGCUUCAAAAACUGCGAAAAUGUCCCAAUGAUGAAGAGAUACAACGUCAGAUUGAGAUUGAGCUUGGAAAACUUCCCAAUAGUACACAUUCUCGAGUGGUUAAUUAUGGAGAAAAAGGGCAUGAAGUAUAUAACAAUAACUUAGCGCCCGGCAUAGGCGAACAAUUUUCUGACGUAUGUAAGUAUUUGAAUGUAUUAAGAAUGGAGCAUUUAGGGCAUUUCGCCGGCCAUAAAAGCUACUAUUUGAUGGGAGAUCUAGCGAGUUUAGAACAGUCUUUAGUACGGUACACAAUGUCAUAUCUAAGGAAGAAUGAAUUCAAGCUUAUAUCAGUCCCCGAUAUCUUACCAAGUAAUAUUAUAAAUGGGUGCGGCAUGCAAACAGAAGGGAACCGAAAUCAAGUUUAUAAAAUUGACUCUGAAGAAUGUUUGUCUGGUACAUCCGAAAUGGCACUAGCAGGUUUUUUUACUGAUCAAGUUAUUGAAGAACAAUGCUUACCACUAAAAAUUGCUGCUGUAAGUAGAUGUUACCGUGCAGAAACAUCAGGAUUGAAUGAAGAAAAAGGAAUUUACAGGGUACAUCAAUUCACUAAAGUUGAAAUGUUUGCAGUAUGUUCGGAAAAGCAGUCAGAAAUGGUAUUGGAAAGUUUUAAGGAUACGGAAAUGUGUUUAUAUACACAGUUAAAUUUAAAAUUCCGAGUACUUGAUAUGCCACCAAACGAAUUGGGAGCUUCAGCAUUCCAAAAAUACGAUAUUGAGGCGUGGUUGCCCGGUCGACAAAUGUGGGGAGAAAUAUCAAGCUGCAGUAACUGUACAGACUAUCAAGCGAAACGUCUUAAUAUAAAGUAUAAGACGAAAGACGGAAUACUGAAAUAUACUCACACUGUAAAUGGAACAGCGGCUGCGAUACCAAGACUGCUUAUUGCUCUGAUUGAGUCAAAUAAGAUUGAAAAUGGGACGGUAUAUCUACCUGAAGAGCUUCGAAAUAUUUUGAAUAAUUCAUUAUUGGCUCGUAACAAAGUAGUUCCAUCCUUAAAACUUAUUAAGCAUUUUUAAAGUAGACGUUCUUAUAAUCAAUUGUGUUAGAAAUAAUAUGAAUUCACAAAUAUGGUAUGCAAACUACUAUUGUAUCAUUUUUAUAUAAAAAGUAAAAAUGCCUUAAA
Molecule: messenger RNA, 1437 nt
Organism: Bactrocera tryoni
Lineage: Eukaryota; Metazoa; Arthropoda; Insecta; Diptera; Tephritidae
Gene: SerRS-m
Product: serine--tRNA ligase, mitochondrial
Exons: 3
Coding region: 77-1330 (417 amino acids)
Biological process (GO): mitochondrial seryl-tRNA aminoacylation
Cellular component (GO): mitochondrion
Molecular function (GO): ATP binding; serine-tRNA ligase activity; tRNA binding
Source: RefSeq, a predicted model, not a curated record